Messenger RNA from Fusarium pseudograminearum CS3096, 1140 nucleotides. RefSeq lists its product as uncharacterized. Gene Ontology annotation, molecular function: pyridoxal phosphate binding; L-histidinol-phosphate:2-oxoglutarate transaminase activity. Bases 1 to 1140 code for a protein of 379 amino acids. NCBI's taxonomy places the organism in Eukaryota, Fungi, Ascomycota, Sordariomycetes, Hypocreales, Nectriaceae. Gene Ontology annotation, biological process: L-histidine biosynthetic process. The record is from RefSeq and is a predicted model, not a curated record. The transcript is spliced from 2 exons.
AUGGGUGGUAGCGACUACAAGGAUGAUGGGACAAACAUCCUCCUCGAUGCCAACGAGAACGCGUAUGGUCCUUCGCUGAGCUCAGAGGUUGCCGACAAGACUGCCAAUGGCGUCGAUGUCGAUCUGCUGGGCCUGCACCGCUAUCCCGAUCCUCACCAGGAGCCGUUGAAGCAGCUGCUUUGCGACUUGCGCAACACUCAUGCUCACACGAGCAAGACGCUCAAGCCAGAGAAUCUCUUUGUUGGUGUUGGAAGCGACGAGGCCAUUGAUGCUCUGCUGCGUUGCUUCUGCAUCCCUGGGAAGGAUCGCAUUCUUACAUGCCCACCUACAUACGGCAUGUACUCUGUGUCUGCCCAGGUCAACGACGUCGCACUGGUUAAGAUUCCUCUCCUGGAGGCUCCCUCUUUCAGCAUCGAUGUGCCAGCUGUUCUCGACGCCUUGACAAACGAGCCCAACAUCAAGCUCGUCUACCUUUGCUCACCGGGUAACCCUACUGGUUCACUUCUCGCCAAGUCCGAUGUUCAGCAGAUCCUCGACCACCCUACAUGGAAUGGUGUCGUUGUUCUCGACGAGGCUUACAUCGACUUCGCUCCCGAUAACGCUUCUCUCGCGGAGUGGGUGGCCGAGUUCCCCAACUUGGUAGUCAUGCAGACUCUCUCCAAGGCCUUCGGUAUGGCUGGUAUUCGUCUCGGUGCUGCGUUCACCUCGCCUCCCAUCGCUCGACUCCUCAACAGCCUCAAAGCCCCUUACAACAUCUCAAGCCCCACGAGCGCUCUUGCAUCAUACGCCAUCUCCGAAAAGGGCCUUGCCAUUAUGCGCGACCACCGAGCCCGCCUACUAGAGCAGCGCGAUCGACUUAUUCAGGAGUUGCCCAAGAUUCCCGGCGUUGGUCGUCUGCGUGGUGGUACUGAAAGUAACUUUAUGCUUUACGAAAUGCUUAACUCGGCAGGUGAGCCGGACAACAGCGUUGCGUUGGCCGUGUAUGAGAAACUUGCCGAGGGCAAGGGUGUGGUUGUACGAUUCAGAGGUAAAGAGCACGGAUGUCUAGGAUGUCUGCGUAUCACGGUCGGCACAGAUGCCGAAGUGACAAGAUUCCUCGACUCCUUGAAGACAACGUUGGCUGAAGUAAGAGGAUCCUAA